UUAUAUUUAUAAUUAAAAUAAUGAGUGGAAAUAUUACAGAGAUAUUUAGACAAAAUAUAAAAAAAGUGAAUAAAUGGAAUGAUCCAUUGAAUUCUUAAUUUAAGGAUGCACAUCAUCAAUAAUAGCCUACUAAGGAACGAUUUUGAUAUCUAGUAAAAAGUCUUAAAAUGGAAGAAUUUUUAAAAUAUAAAUCAGUUUAUAACACUGAUCAAGAAGAAAAUAUUGCUGCGGAAUUCAAAAGAACCAAAGAUUUCUGUUAUCUGGAUCAUGCAGGGGCAUCACUUUAUUCUGAAAAACAGAUGCAGCUCAUAUUAUUCAAUUUAUGCGAUAAUAUCUACGCCAAUCCCCAUUCAUUGCAUCUAUCUAGUAAACUGACGGAGGAUCAUAUUGACAUUAUCCGCUUCAGAAUUUUGCAGCAUUUCAACAUAACAAACGAUGAUUACUCCUUCGUAUUCACAUCUGGAGCAACUCAAUCUUUGAAAAUUGUAGCAGAGACCUUCAACUAUGGACAGAAAGAUGAAGGGACGUUAGUAUAUCUCGAAAAUAAUCAUACGUCAGUUCUCGGGAUGAGAAAUUAUACUAAAAAUUCGAAAGAAUUGAAAACAGUAGACGCAUUUACAAAUUUAACAACAAAAAUCAUUUCACCUAAUACGGAUUGUAGCAGCUACAAUAAUCUUUUCGUGUAUCCGGCGCAAUGUAACUUUUCUGGUACUAAGUAUCCAUUAAAAUGGAUAGAUAACGUUAAAAAAGGUGCACUUAAUACAAUUGUUGACACCAAAAGUGUAAAUUGGUGUGUUCUGCUAGAUGCAGCCAGUUUUCUAGCUUGUGAUACGAUAGAUUUAUCAUUAUAUAAACCCGACUUUGUAACGAUAUCGUUUUAUAAAAUUUUUGGCUAUCCCACUGGAUUAGGAGGAUUAUUAGUAAAAAAAGACAGUGAAAACGUCCUUCGCAAGAAAUAUUACGGUGGAGGUACUAUUGAGAUGGUAUUGAGUGAGCGGAAUUUGUUUGUACCAAGAAGAAAUGUAUCUGAAAGAUUUGAGGAUGGCACCUUGCCCUUUCUCUCAAUAAUAUCUCUAACGCAUGGUUUUGACACUAUCAAGAGACUUAAAUUAACGUUUAAUUCGAUUUCGAAGCACACGUUUUCAUUGGCGCAGUAUGUCUACAGACAUAUUUCAACCUUACAUCAUUUUAAUGGCCAACCAGUGGCGACGCUUUAUCACGAUACCACUUUUGAAAAUUCAACACACCAAGGUGCUAUAGUGAACUUUAAUUUGCUUAGAGCUAACGGAGAUUUUGUUGGAUAUUCAGAGGUCCUUCACAUUGCGAACCUACGUGGGAUACAUUUACGAACUGGUUGUCAUUGCAAUCCUGGUGGAUGUCAAAGAUUUUUAAAAUUAUCGUGCAACGAUGUAAUAAGAAAUUUCAAAUCCGGACAUGUUUGUGGAGACCAAACUGAUCUAAUUGAUGGGUAUCCCACAGGAACGAUAAGAAUAUCAUUCGGUUACAUGUCAACGAAGAAAGAUGCAGAUAAGUUUAUAACAUUCAUUGAAGAUUGUUUUGUUGAUAAACCAAUAUUGAGAAAAUUCCCAUCCGACUUCAAACGCAGACAACAAAAUUAUUCAACGCUAUUUUAUGGCGAAGAAUAUUCAGAAGAACAGCCAGAAAUAAAUAAAAACUCGUCGAUCGAAAAACAAAAUGGAAAUCAAGAAAAGUAUCCCAAAAAUGUAGACACAGAAGGUAUUUUAGAACAAAUAAUAAUUUAUCCUCUAAAAUCUUGUGGAGCAUUCGUGAUAUCAGAUAAUUGGAUAGUAACUAAAAAAGGAUUUAAAUUUGAUAGAGAGUGGAUGAUUGUAAAUGCUGCAGGUGUUAGUCUCACACAGAAACAUAAUAAAAAGAUGUGCCUCAUCAAACCUAGUAUUAAUUUGAAGCAGAACAGACUAAAACUGAGUUAUAGAGAUAAACCGGACAUAGAGCUCGAUAUUGACGCAGCAAAGAAUGAAUCAAAUGCAUAUCUUUGCCAUAGUAAGGUUUGUGGAGAUCGGGUUAUCGGCUGGGAUUGUGGAGAUGAAGUGUCUGAUUGGUUAUCUGAAAAUCUAGACAUACCUGGGUUAAGAUUAUUACGACAAUAUGAAGCAGAAGAUGAAGAAUGUCGAAACCAGUUAUCUUUCGCAAAUCAAGCUCAGUAUUUAUUAACAAAUUCGAGCAGCGUAGAAUGGUUAAGAAAUCAAGUUCCUGAUGGGGAUCUUACAGAGGAUCUUCAUACAACUAUACUCAGAUUCAGACCUAAUAUUGUCGUGAAAUUGGAAAAGCCAUUCGAAGAAAAUGAAAUAGACGAUAUAACUAUUAGUGAUGUAUGUUUCAAAUUCGCUGGGAAAUGCACCAGAUGUCAAAUGAUAUGCAUAGACCAAACUACAGGCAACAUAUCAAAAGAACCUUUGUUAACACUAUCCAAAAACUUCAAAGGAAAAAUUAAUUUUGGAGUUUACUUAAACCAAGACAGUAGUGUAGAACGUAUUAUACAAGUUGGUUGUAAGAUAUUUAUACAGAAAUCUAUCAAUGGUUAAUAAAAGUUUAUUGUUAAA
Messenger RNA from Diorhabda sublineata, 2582 nucleotides. It is a transcript of the gene mal, whose product is annotated as molybdenum cofactor sulfurase 3. Lineage: Eukaryota; Metazoa; Arthropoda; Insecta; Coleoptera; Chrysomelidae. The record is from RefSeq and is a predicted model, not a curated record. The transcript has 11 exons. The coding region runs from base 168 to 2564 and encodes 798 amino acids. Gene Ontology annotation, molecular function: pyridoxal phosphate binding; molybdenum ion binding; molybdenum cofactor sulfurtransferase activity. Gene Ontology annotation, biological process: Mo-molybdopterin cofactor biosynthetic process.